AUGGUCAAGUUUGAACUCUUGAUCGCUUCGGCCCUCGCGGUAGGUGCGCUGGCACACCCUACCAUCAAGCACAUUGGCAGUGAGAAACGAUUCUGCGCCAACGAGGAGCCCAGCACCAUUUUCGCUCGCAACGAGCUGACCUCGCGCGCCGCCAUCCCCAAGGCGACCACCUGGAACCCUCCUUCCCACCUGGUCACUGCGCUCGACCAGGUCUGGAAGCAGACCCAAAAGGAGAACCCAGGCGGCCUCCAGGACAAGAACUGGAUCACCGACCAGCUCAUGGCCAAUAACGGCACCAUCAACUACUGCGUGCGCUGGAACCAAGCCUCGCGCAAGAGCACUGCUGCCGAACGCACCAAGACCACCGCCGCCCUCCAGCGCUCACUCCAGAAGUGGUUUGACGUGCUCGUUGGCUUCGAAGGCUUCCCGCUCACCAAGCUGACCGUUAAGACCGUCGGCUACGCCGUCAAGCAGAAGAGCCAAAUCGAAGGCGAUGCCACAGGCCUUGAUAUCUAUACCACCACCGAUGCAGACGGCAUCCCUGAGUGCGACACCCGCUGCUACCGCGGAGCUCACCUUGACGACCCCAACGGCAUCAGAUCGUGCCCCGGCGGAGAGGACAGCCGCUACGACAUCUCGCUGUGGCUGGAAGACGCUCUGGAGGGCGAGAUUGGAGGGUACGGAUACAACUGGGGCCAGGAGUUGGCUGGUGAUUACGUGCUUGGCAACCUGGACUCUGACAACAUCCACAUCCUUCUGCACGAGAUGGGCCACGGCUUCGGUCUCCUGGACUUCUACGACUGGGUUCCUCAGGGCCAGACCAGCUUCAUCAUGAUGGCUGGCAGCGCCAUGGAGAUUACUGAGUUCGACGCUUGGAUGCUGAGGGACUGGUACAGAAGGCUGAAGGAAGUCCGCGGCUGGUAG
Messenger RNA from Ascochyta rabiei, 924 nucleotides. RefSeq lists its product as uncharacterized. The transcript has a single exon. The coding region runs from base 1 to 924 and encodes 307 amino acids. NCBI's taxonomy places the organism in Eukaryota, Fungi, Ascomycota, Dothideomycetes, Pleosporales, Didymellaceae. The record is from RefSeq and is a predicted model, not a curated record.